AGGAUGUCCUUACAAUGCAUUCAUCAGUCUAUCAUCUCUCAGUAUUAAUUCUUUUGUUCUGAGUAAUUCUCCUUUUAAACCCUGACCAUGUGAGACUGACUGCGGGUGGAAAGGAAAACUUCUCACAAUGAUGGAUUUAUUUUACCGGGAAUCAAAUUACUGUCUCUUCUUUUUUUCCUAAAAAGGAAAUCUGACUUGGACUGAUUUUGUUUCAGGGUUAACCAAAGAUUGUUUUUGUUUUUUUAUUUCAGUUCUUAUUUUUCUGGGUUAAGGAAAAAACGCGGACUGUACAAUGAAGCAGUCAGCAAUCAGAUUAAAAACCUUGGAAAGUGAGGUGUAGAAGAAUGACGGGACUUAAUCAGGACCCCUUGUGCACAGAUGUGACCUCUGACCCCCGGAAUAAAAAGUUUGCAGAUUCUUUGAAAUGUGGGCAUACUCAGCUCAGCUGACAUCAAACCAGACAUUCAGACUUUUUCACAUUUCGUUUCUUUCUCUUCUGACCACCAUGCCUCUUUAAAGCUGUGUGAACAUGACGCUCCUGCAGCAUUAGGUUAAACAAUGCCGAUUGCAACAGCUGCAUUGAUGAGCCGCAGUAGCUUGGAAACCAUUGGGAAUGACAUUAAAUCUGACAGAAGUGGGCCACGCAGAGAGAGGAUGAUGAUGAUGCUGAUGUGGAUUACGCUCUCCAGCUCACUGUGCCUGAUGGUUGAGGGCCAGAUGAAGAUCCCACCAGAAACUGUGCAGCAGUGGGCCGUGUCCUUCGGAAAAGAGCUAAAUGCUUUGUCCAGCAAAUACUCUGGAGCAAAACUUCUACAGAAGAAAUACAAGGAUGUGGAGGGCAUGGUGAAGAUGGAGGAGGUGAACGGUGAAGAGCUGGUAAAGAAGUUUGCAGAGGAAAUGGAGGAGAUGCUUGGGAGGAAAAUGAAAUCAGUUAAGAGAUUAGCAGAAGCAGCAGAGGAUGCUGAUCUUGGCCACGAGUACAAUGAAACACUAGAGUUUGACUACUUUAACUCCCUGCUGAUCAACACUGUGGAUGAAGAAGGAAAUCCGAUACCGCUUGGAGGAGAAUUUCUCUUGGAGGAAAAUGAACAUUACAAUAAACUUUCAGUCAACACACAGCAGAGUAAUAUACAAGUCCCAACAAAUGUUUACAAUAGAGAUCCUGACAUUCUUAAUGGGGUCUACAUGUCUGAGGCACUAAACGAUGUUUUCAUUGAUAACUUUCAGAAGGAUCCAACUCUCACCUGGCAGUACUUUGGCAGUGCCACUGGGUUUUUCAGGCUUUAUCCAGGAAUCCAGUGGAUUCCAGAUGAAAAUGGUGUGGUGACCUUUGACUGCCGAAACCGAAACUGGUACAUACAGGCAGCCACUUCUCCUAAAGACGUGAUCAUUGUGGUGGAUGUCAGUGGCAGCAUGAAGGGUCUGAGACUGACGAUAGCCAAGCACACAAUUAAUACAAUCCUAGAUACUCUGGGAGAAAAUGACUUUGUUAACAUCAUUGCUUACAGUGACUAUGUUCGCUAUGUGGAACCUUGUUUCAAGGGCAUUCUGGUACAAGCUGAUCUGGAUAAUAGAGAGCACUUCAAGUUUUUGGUGGAUGAGUUACAAGUCAAAGGGGAGGGCAAGGUUAAGAAUGCAAUGAAGGAGUCUUUCAAGGUCCUUAACGAGGCUGCUGCACAGGGGCAGGGCAGUCUGUGCAACCAGGCCAUCAUGCUGAUAACAGACGGAGCAAUGGAGGAUUUCAAGGAUGUUUUUGAGGAGUUUAACUGGCCAGAGAGACGGGUUCGAGUGUUCACUUAUCUAAUUGGCCGGGAGAUGACAUUUGCUGAAAAUGUUAAAUGGAUUGCCUGCAACAACAAGGGUUAUUACACACACGUGUCCACACUAGCUGAUGUUCAGGAAAAUGUUAUGGAAUACCUCCAUGUUCUCAGUCGACCAAUGGUUAUCAACCAUGACCAUGAUAUCAUCUGGACAGAGGCCUACAUGGACAGUGUGCUGUUCAACACUCAGGCACAGAGUUUGCUCCUGAUGACAUCAGUGGCCAUGCCUGUUUUCAGCAUGAAAGAAGAGACCCUGUCUCAUGGGAUUUUGCUGGGUGUGGUAGGAACAGAUGUGGCUUUGAGAGAAUUGAUGAAAUUAGCUCCAAGAUACAAGCUCGGUAUCCAUGGUUACGCCUUCCUCAUCACCAAUAAUGGCUACAUCCUGUCUCAUCCAGAACUGCGACCUCUGUAUAAAGAGGGAAAGAAGCUGAAGCCUAAACCAAACUAUAACAGUGUUGAUCUAUCAGAGGUGGAAUGGGAAGAUACUGAAGUGAAACUAAGGACAGCCAUGGUCAAAGGAGACACUGGAACACUGUCUUUAGAUGUGAGGUCUUCAGUGGAUAAAGGACGGAGAGUGAUCUUCUUAAAGAAUGAUUACUUUUACACCGUCAUAAAUGAGACGCCAUUCAGUCUUGGAAUAGUCUUGAGUCGAGGUUAUGGAGAGUAUAUCUUUACAGGAAAUGUCUCUGUAGAGGAAGGUCUUCAUGAUCUAAUGACUCCAGAUCUGACCCUAGCCAAUGAGUGGACCUAUUGUGAGAUAGAUAUUGACCCAGCGCACCGUAAACUGACUCAGCUGCAAGCUGUGAUUAAAUACCUGACUGGGAAGGAGAAAGAUCUGCGCUGUGAUGAGCAGUUAUUGCAACAGACUCUUUUUGAUGCUGUGGUUACAGCUCCUAUGGAGGCAUACUGGACCGCUCUCAUGCUAAACACAUCUGGAGUGGAAGAUGGUAUUGAGACCGCUUUCUUGGGGACUCGCUCCGGCUUGCAGAGGUUCCUGAAGUAUAGUGGUAUUGAAAAAAGAGUUGGAAAGUCUUUCCUGACCUCCACAGAUAAGGAGAAUAUGUUCACACUGGACCAUUUCCCAGUGUGGUACCGCAGAGCAGCAGAGUACCCAGCAGGACAGUUUUUGUACUACAUGCCCAGACAGGAUACAAGAGCAGGAAGAAUUGUGAUUAGCGCCACUGCUGUGACUGUGACAGUAGGAAAGAAAACCACCAUUGCCGGAGCUAUUGGGAUUCAGAUGACUUUGGAGGUGCUUGAAUCCAAAUUUAGAGCCAUUGCUGCACAGCCAAAUGACACAGAUUGCUCCACUGUGGAAGGGGUUUGUCCUCUUCGCUGUGACAGUUUUGACAUUGAGUGCUACGUUAUUGACAAUAAUGGCUUUGUCCUAAUUUCUAAACAACGGAGUGAUGCAGGAAGGUUCUUCGGCGAGACGGACGGAUCAGUGAUGACCACACUGAUUCAAAUGGGCAUGUUUAAAAGGGUGUCCUUGUUUGACUACCAGGCCAUGUGUAAGACCAACUCUCACUCUGUCAGCAGCGCCCGUCCUCUUCUCAGCUCAUUUUACGCUUUGGCUUCGACCUUCAAGUGGUUCCUCUCUAACUUCCUACUGUUUCUACUGGAGUUCAAUUUCUGCAGCUUCUGGCAUACGGAGCCUUUUGCUGAUGCAAAACCAUCCUUCAGUCGCUCCUAUGUUCCGAAGAAAAAAUGGAACCCAUUGCAGCCAUGUGACACCGAGUACCCAAGCUUUAUUCAUGAGCCGUCAGUCAAGGAGACUAACAGCAUUAUUAAAUGUGGACGGUGCCAGAAGAUGUUUGUAGUGCAACAAAUACCAGAAAGCAACCUGCUGAUGUUGGUGGUCCAAGGAGACUGUGACUGUUCCAGACAGUAUCCACCCAUCACCCUGGAGCCUAAAGAGGUCAAAUAUAAUGCAUCGGUGAAGUGUGACAGGAUGCGGUCCCAGAAGAUCCGUAGACGUCCUGAGUCAUGCCACGCGUACCACCCACAGGAGAAUGCGAACGACUGCGGGGGGGCGUCGUUUAUACGUCUGUCAGGCCUCCUCCUCCUCCUCUGCCUCUCAUGCGCUUUACUUGUUUUAUGAUGCCACAAAACUUUGCUCUCAAUAUGUAAACAGGUUUGCACACAAAUCACCUCAAGUGGACCUUUUAGGAAGCAGAUUCAACACAUUUCUUCAGUAUGCAAACCAGGAGGGAACUUUAUAUAGAUUGUGAAGAUAUGUUUUACUGCUAAGAAUUAAAACAUCCAAAUAUCACCUUUUUACUACCUGAAUUUUACAGCACUAUAUAUUUUUCUCAAUAACCCAUUUAGAUAUACAAGAUAAAUGGUAUACUGCAGAUAUAAAUAUAGGUAUGGUGUGAACUUACGACAGGCAUAUUUGGGCAAAAAAAAGUUUCCUGUUGUCACUUAAGUAGCAGAUUUAUUAAUGCUGUUAUUGCAAAAGAACAUUUUGAACUGGGGUUAAAACAAGUAUGUUGUGAGUCAUUAACAGAGCAUUUCAAAUACAGCUUAAUGCUAUGAAACUACAAGCAGAAAUCAUUUUAAGCUUAAUCGCUUGAUGGUGGGAAAGUGUUAACAAUACAGUUCCUGUAAAAGAACUUAAUGUUUAAAGACAUUUGGGUUCUUAUUAGAGAUUAAAAAGUACAACCAGGCAAAUCUCUGAAGAGUAGAAUCAGCUCAGUGGCUCAGAUAGGUGGAAAAAUGAGAAAACUGCGGUGUAUUUUUCAUCUGAUAUAUGUGAGCUUUUAUCAGUUUCACUCCAAAAACUGUAUAUCCAUCUAUCUUUUUGUUUUGAGCUGUGCCUUUCUGCUGUAUAAAUAUAAAAAGUGCAUAUAGUAUAAUUUUCCCCUACAGUGUAUUAACCUCAACCAGUAAGCAUAUAUAUUACAGAUAUAUGAAAGGAACCUUUAAGUUUCACUCAAACUUUUAGUCUCUUUAGAUUCUGGGCAGCUUUUAUUUAAUUUAAAACAUUUUUUAGUUGAAAUGACAAAUCAAAUUUUGUUUAUUUAUCAUACACAUUAUGUGUGCAUCACAACAAUACGCUCUGGUGAAGAGUUUAUCAAACAUAAUUCAAUCAUCUGUCUUGUUUGUGUUGUUAGUGAUUCCUUUACAGAUGUAUCUGUAUAUUCAAUGUUUAGCCACAGUAACUGGAGCCAUGUUUUGUACACUGUUAAUUAAAUUCAUGUAGUUUUGUAUUCUUUUUGCUCUUAUGUUUUGGGUGUUUCCCACCUUUUCUGAAAUAAUUAACUAUUAUUUACACUAAGUAAGAUAGAAUAGAUUUGGCAGAGAAACAAAUUGUUUUUAGAUUUAAUACUAGUAUAAGAAUUUGCUGAAGUUUUUGGAGGUUGAAAUAAAAAAGGGAAAAGAUGGACACAUUUCUAGAGGACUUUUUAUAGUGAGACACCUCCUGAGGAAGGAGGAGAGAAGACUGGACCUGGAAGAUUCAUCCAUUCAUCAUCUAAUCCAACUUAAACGUGCAGAAUCACGGAAAGGCGGACAGGUUCCACGCCUGGGAUAUGGCAACACAAACAGGACAAACAACAAAGCUGAACAGGAGGAGGAGAAUCUUUGGAAUAUCGCCUGAACAGAUGUGAAAGAUUUCUAAGGCAGAGCCUCACAACCCUAGAUCUAUUGGAAACAUAUUUAGUCCAAAGACAGAUGGAGACACAUCAUUCAAAGACGUCCCGGUCCUCUGAAGCUAUGAGCCGAGACUCCCCGUGAUGCAAAGUGAAGAACGAUUCUGGUUUCAGUCCCUUCUGUUUCAAGGCCUCUCUGAGAC
Molecule: messenger RNA, 5616 nt
Organism: Cyprinodon variegatus (sheepshead minnow)
Lineage: Eukaryota; Metazoa; Chordata; Actinopteri; Cyprinodontiformes; Cyprinodontidae
Gene: cacna2d4a
Product: calcium channel, voltage-dependent, alpha 2/delta subunit 4
Exons: 43
Coding region: 559-3921 (1120 amino acids)
Cellular component (GO): voltage-gated calcium channel complex
Molecular function (GO): voltage-gated calcium channel activity
Source: RefSeq, a predicted model, not a curated record